ACGGGCAACAUGACCUCACCGCCCUCAGUGAAAGCUAAAACCGAGACUAUCACACAAUAUUGUUUGUCCCUUACAAGAAAACUAAAGUAAUCGCAAUAGACAGCUAGAUAGUUUGUACUGCAUCAACACACAGUAUUUCUGGUCUUUCUGCGGAGUCAUAAGAUUUUGUCCUGUAAUUGCUCAAUCGGUGAAAAGUUAAUAGAAGAGUAGCAGCUGCACAUGCGCACGGAUUUCAGCGGCUCCCACGUGGGUGUAUGCGUCCAUCCAUCCUGUCCUGACAGCCUGCAGACCGCUCCAACCAAACCGCCAUCUGUCCAUCCACAACGAGCAGAGGUUUCUCCGGCACCCCAGGGGUUGAGAGGCAACUCAACUUUUCAUCCUAUACAGAGACUGAAGCGGCUAUAGGUUUUUGCACAGCGUCACAGGUGACCUGCUGCCUGAUUUGUAUCGAUCUGACCUGAUCUGGAUACAAAGCACUCAUGGCUGUAGUGAGGUUCUACAGUAAUGAAGUCGUGAAUGGACGAGCCUUCCAGAGGGCAGCCAAGCUCUACCCCCAGCUGUCAGUCGCCACUGAGCUGUGCUACAAUGUGGAGCUGACAGGCUGCGAGAGUCUCAGUACUGAGCAGAAGGAAGUUCUUCUCUGGUUGUUCCGUCCUCCCCUGCAGGCAGAGCCGCUGUCUGAGAAACCAAACCUCACAGAGGGCAGCGGGGAGAAACUGGUGGAAAUUGGACCCAGGUUGAACUUCUCCACUGCCUGGUCCACUAACACCGUGUCCAUCUGCCAGAGUGUCGGCCUCAGGAAUGUCACACGGAUCGAGCUGUCUCGCAGGUUUCUAAUCAAGCCAAAGAAUGGAGAGAGUGUGAAGGAGCUGAAUGAAGAUGUGAAGAAGCUGAUUGAAUGUCUGUAUGACAAUAUGACAGAAUGCAUCUAUCAACAUCCCAUCACCUCUUUCGCUGUGGAAAUCAAACCGCAGCCAGUGUUUGAGGUGGACAUCCUGGGGAAGGGUCGUGCAGCCCUGGAGACGGCAAACAAUGAUCUGGGUCUGGCCUUUGACUCCUGGGAUCUGGACUACUACACAUCAAUGUUCCAGAGAAUUAAAAGGAACCCCACAAGUGUGGAGUGUUUCGACCUGGCCCAGUCCAACAGCGAGCACAGUCGUCACUGGUUCUUCCGGGGGCGGAUGGAAAUCGACGGGCAGAAGCAAGAAGAGACUCUCUUCAGUCUUAUAAUGAACACCCAGCAGCACAGCAACCAGAACAAUGUCAUCAAGUUCUGCGACAACAGCAGUGGAAUCAGAGGGAUAGAGCUUGAGUGUGUUUACCCCAAAGAUCCAUCUCAAGCCAGCCCAUAUGAAACCCGGCUCUCCCUCAGACAUGUGAUCUUUACUGCAGAGACACACAACUUCCCAACAGGUGUAGCUCCGUUCAGCGGUGCCACCACAGGGACAGGAGGUCGCAUCAGAGAUAUCCAGAGUGCUGGAAAGGGAGGCCACGUCAUCGCAGGAACUGCAGGAUACUGCUUCGGCAACCUGCACAUACCAGGUUACAAUCUUCCCUGGGAGUCUUCAGGCGAGGGCUGGGAGUAUCCGUCCAGCUUCGCCCCUCCUCUGCAGGUGGCAGUUGAGGCCAGUGAUGGAGCCUCAGACUACGGCAACAAGUUUGGAGAACCUGUCCUGUCAGGUUUUGCACGUUCAUUCGGCAUGCGGCUGGCUAACGGAGAACGCCGAGAGUGGAUUAAGCCGAUCAUGUUCAGUGGUGGUCUGGGUUCUAUUGACGAUAAACAUGUAAAGAAAGAAGAGGCAGAUGCUGGAAUGGAAGUGGUGAAAAUUGGAGGGCCAGUGUACAGAAUCGGCGUGGGAGGAGGAGCGGCUUCUUCUGUAGAGGUCCAGGGAGACAACUCCAGCGACAGGGAUCUGGGCGCAGUGCAGAGGGGAGAUGCAGAGAUGGAGCAGAAGAUGAAUCGCGCUCUCAGGGCUUGUUUAGAAAGACGCAGUGGGAACCCAAUCUGCAGUAUACACGAUCAGGGGGCGGGAGGAAAUGGUAAUGUGCUAAAAGAGCUCAGUGAGCCGGCCGGAGCUGUAAUCUACUGCAGUAGAUUCAAGAAAGGUGACCCUACACUGAGUGUGCUGGAGCUGUGGGGGGCUGAGUAUCAGGAGAGCAAUGCCCUGCUUCUCCGUCCGUCAGACAGGUGCUUCUUGGAGAGGGUGUGCCAGAGGGAGAAGUGCCCUGUUGACUUUGUGGGAAACAUCACUGGAGACGGCAAGAUUGUGCUGGUGGAUGACGAGGGAGGCAGCAGUGACCAAGCAGCGAGUGGGCGCUGUCCCGUCGACCUGCAGCUGCAGUGGGUUCUGGGCAAGAUGCCGCAGAAGGUGUUUAAGAUGGAGCGACUGGCCGCAAGCCAUCCGCCUUUGGCUCUUCCUCCCGGGCUGAAAGUCAAAGAUGCGCUGAACAGAGUUUUACGUUUGCCUGCUGUGGCAUCCAAACGCUACCUGACCAACAAGGUGGACCGGUCUGUGACUGGGUUGGUUGCCCAGCAACAAUGCGUCGGCCCUCUUCACACCCCAUUGGCCGACGUGGCUGUUGUUGCUUUGUCACCGUUCAGCCUGGAGGGAGCAGCUACUGCCAUUGGGGAACAGCCAAUUAAGGGCCUGGUCUGCCCUGCGGCGGGGGCUCGCAUGGCUGUUGGAGAGGCUCUGACCAAUCUGGUGUUUGCCAGAGUCACAGCUCUAAGGGAUGUGAAAUGUAGUGGUAACUGGAUGUGGGCUGCCAAACUGCCUGGUGAGGGAGCCUGUCUGUGGGAUGCCUGCAAAGCCAUGUGUGAGAUCAUGGAUCAGCUGGGUGUGGCUAUCGAUGGGGGCAAGGACUCUCUGAGUAUGGCUGCUAGAGUGGGGAAAGAGACAGUCAAAGCUCCAGGUGCUCUGGUUAUUUCCACAUAUGCUGUUUGUCCUGACAUCACAGCCACUGUGACACCCGAUCUGGAGGACCCAGAUGGCAAAGGCGUGUUGUUGUGGGUUCCUCUCAGUCCAGGUCAUCAUCGUCUUGGAGGCUCUGCCCUCGCUCAGUGCUACAGCCAGCUGGGAGACUGCUCUCCUGACCUGGACCAGCCACAACUAUUGACUUCCUGCUUCAACGCCACACAGACACUUAUACACGAUCGGCUGCUGAGUGCAGGACAUGACAUCAGCGAUGGAGGCCUUAUUUCCUGCUUGCUGGAGAUGGCAUUUGCUGGAAACCGUGGGAUUGAUGUUGAGUUGUCAUCACAAGGAACUGGAGUCUUGGAGCUGCUGUUCAGCGAGGAGCUGGGUUUGGUUCUGGAGGUUUCACAGCGUGACAUAGAAACAGUGUGUCAGCGAUACAGUGAUGCAGGUGUGCAGUGCCAUCAUAUCGGCAGAACCUGCGCCUUCGGCCCAGAGGCUUUGGUCAGUGUUCGUGUGGAUGGACAGGAAGUACUGAAAGAGACGUUGCCUAACCUCAGAGCACUAUGGGAAGACACCAGUUUCCAGCUGGAGCGCCUCCAGGCCAGUGAGAUCUGUGUUAAACAGGAAGAAGAAGGGCUAGCCAACAGGACGCAGCCCUACUUCAAUCUGACCUUUGACCCCUCUGAAAUGUCCAGCAUCAGCCAGCUGAGGCAACCUCGUGUUGCUGUGGUCAGGGAGGAGGGCAGUAACGGAGACCGAGAGAUGUCUGUGUCUCUGUAUAUGGCCGGGUUUGAAGUGUGGGAUGUCACCAUGCAGGACCUGUGCUCUGGCUCACUAACUCUGGAGUCUUUCAAAGCAGUCGUGUUUGUUGGUGGAUUCAGCUACGCAGAUGUCCUGGGAUCAGCUAAAGGUUGGGCUGCUACUGUUGCGUAUAACCCCAAGGCCAAGGCUGAGUUCGAUCGUUUCCGGCAGCGAGAAGACACACUGAGUCUGGGUGUGUGUAAUGGCUGCCAGCUCCUCGCGCUGCUGGGCUGGGUGGGAGAAGGCGACGAUGGGACAGGCACUGAAGUGGUGCUGAGCCAUAAUAAGUCUGGCAGGUUUGAGUCUCGGUUCGUCAGCGUUGGGAUCCAGGGGUCCCCGUCCAUCUGGCUCAGAGGCAUGGAGGGCUCAGCUCUGGGGGUCUGGGUUGCACAUGGAGAAGGUCUGAUGCAAUUCCGUAGCUCCCGGGCCCAGGACCAGAUUAUUUCUGAUGGGCUCGCCCCCCUCCGUUACCUUGAUGACCACGGUCACCCCACUGAAGAGUACCCUCUGAACCCUAAUGGCUCCCCGCAGGGCAUAGCAGGGCUCUGCUCCAGGGACGGCAGACACCUGGCCAUGAUGCCCCACCCGGAGCGCUGCACCCUGGGCUGGCAGUGGCCCUGGGCCCCGAGAGACUUCAGACCUUCUCUCACACCUUCACCCUGGCUACGUCUGUUCAAAAACGCAGCUGUCUGGUGCAGCAGCACUCAGUAGUAACACUUGGUUUACAUUUCUUAUGCUGUCAGUGAGAUCAAAGUAUUAUUGUCUUUGUUAGGUUGUUGGUCAAGUGAAACUCUGUUUACAUGACUCUAUUACUCUGCUUUUUAUUUCUUGUGGUACCUUGAUGUGGUCCGUGUCUUUGCGUUAUUAAUGAUGCCUGCUCUAAUACUUUAUAACUUUGAGACUGGAUUUUUGUGGACUAUGUUUACAUUCUAUAGGUGUCAUUCUGGCAAUCAGUAUAUUUCUCAGAACAGUUUUUUACCAAUAACAUCUCCCAAUAUUGUCACUGUUGCUGAAACUAUAGAAAUGGAAUUUGCUCAGAAAUAAAUUAAUAAAACAUG
Molecule: messenger RNA, 4777 nt
Organism: Scatophagus argus
Lineage: Eukaryota; Metazoa; Chordata; Actinopteri; Scatophagidae
Gene: pfas
Product: phosphoribosylformylglycinamidine synthase
Exons: 29
Coding region: 480-4430 (1316 amino acids)
Biological process (GO): 'de novo' IMP biosynthetic process
Molecular function (GO): phosphoribosylformylglycinamidine synthase activity
Source: RefSeq, a predicted model, not a curated record